CUGCGUGGCUUUUUGCGCCCUCACUCGCGCUUUUUCCGCGCAUGCGCAUCAUCCAUCCGAGUCUUUCCGGAACGGGACGGUUUUUAGGUUAUUACCGAGGAAACAUGUCGGCGUCCAGCUGCAGCUACCAGCGCGUGAGCCGGGUCAUCUUCGACAUGGACGGACUGCUGCUCGACACGGAGCGCCUGUACACCCAGUCCUUCCAGGAGAUCUGCCAGCGCUUUGGGAAGCAGUACACGUGGGCCAUCAAGUCCUCGGUGAUGGGGAAGAAGGCGCUGGACGCCGCGCAGAUCAUCCGGGACGCCCUGGAGCUCCCCAUGAGCGCCGAGGAGCUCCUGUCUGAGAGCAGGAGCAUCCAGGAGCAGAUCUUUCCCUCCGCCGAGCUCCUUCCAGGUGUGGAGAGGCUGGUCAGGCACCUGAAGAAGCAUGGCGUGCCCAUCGCCGUGGCGACCAGCUCCGCCGGGGUCACGUACGAGCUGAAGACCAGCCGGCACAAAGACUUCUUCGCCCUCUUCCACCACGUCGUCCUGGGCGACGACCCCGAGGUGAAGGGCGGGAAACCCCAGCCCGACUCCUUCCUGGUGUGUGCCGGCAGGUUCGACCCCCCCGCUCCUCCGGAGACGUGUCUGGUGUUCGAGGACGCUCCCAACGGGGUGAAGGCCGCGCUGGCUGCUGGGAUGCAGGUGGUGAUGGUCCCCGACCCAAACCUGGACCCCAGCCUGACCCUGGAGGCCACGCUGCGGCUCGGGAGCAUGGAGGACUUUGAGCCCCAGCUCUUCGGCCUGCCGGCGUUCGACUGAGUCAUAGAGGGGAGAGAAGAUCCUAAGAGCUGCUUCUUCAGGAUUUGAAACUCCUGCAUGUCCACUUCAGGACAUCUGUCUGAUGAGAGUUCAUGAAUGAGGUUUACAAACAGAUGGUCCACCUGCAGAGCUCAGAAGAUCCUCACAUACAUUGUUGGAGACUCCUCCCACUCUGCUGGUCUUCAGGCGCGUCUGGAAUGAAGUUGAGCCCGUCUCUGAUGACACAGACGUCACCUUAAAGUCACCAACAGUUCAUCUACUGGAUCUAGAAGUCGAGUCAGAGUGACUGCACUUGAAUCUUCUACAUGUGAAUAAAAGGUGUUUUCAUCAUG
Molecule: messenger RNA, 1132 nt
Organism: Oryzias melastigma (Indian medaka)
Lineage: Eukaryota; Metazoa; Chordata; Actinopteri; Beloniformes; Adrianichthyidae
Product: pseudouridine 5'-phosphatase
Exons: 4
Coding region: 42-800 (252 amino acids)
Molecular function (GO): phosphatase activity
Source: RefSeq, a predicted model, not a curated record